Messenger RNA from Funneliformis geosporum, 479 nucleotides. The record is from the annotation of a GenBank genome assembly. NCBI's taxonomy places the organism in Eukaryota, Fungi, Glomeromycota, Glomeromycetes, Glomerales, Glomeraceae.
AUUUAAGAAACUAUUUACAACAAAAUAAUAAACAACUUACAUGGAAAGAAAGAAUUUACAUAGCUGAAAAUAUAAUUAAUGAUAUUUAUUUUGUUCAUCAAGAGGAUGCUAUUCAUAGAGAUUUGCAUUCAGGAAAUAUAUUAUAUUCAAAAUAUACCAAUCGUUGGUAUAUUGGUGAUCUCGGAUUUUGUGGACCUAUUGAUAAACCUUUAAAAAGCGUAUAUGGAAAUCUUCCUUACAUAGCACCAGAAGUUAUUUUCGGUCAAGAAAGUACUAAAGCAUCAGAUAUUUACAGUAUAGGAAUGCUUAUGUGGGAGAUUUCAUCUGGACAACCACCCUUUGCUUAUUUUGAUCAUAAUUAUGAUCUUGUAAUGAAUAUAGUGAAUGGAAUGAGACCAAAUAUAGUUUCAGGCACUCCAUUAGAAUAUAAGAAAUUAAUGGUGCAAUGCUGGGAUGCUGAUCCAUUGAAGAGACCCGAU